Messenger RNA from Babjeviella inositovora NRRL Y-12698, 312 nucleotides. RefSeq lists its product as uncharacterized. NCBI's taxonomy places the organism in Eukaryota, Fungi, Ascomycota, Pichiomycetes, Serinales. The transcript has a single exon. The coding region runs from base 1 to 312 and encodes 103 amino acids. Gene Ontology annotation, cellular component: nucleus. The record is from RefSeq and is a predicted model, not a curated record.
AUGUAUUCGGUGUUUUCACACAUUCACAUCGAUCAAUAUCCAGAGUCGAAAAUUAUUAAGAACAAGAAACCCAGAGGCCGUUUUGCGGCAUACAAAAAUGCUUUGGGUGCAAAAAAUGAAGACGAAGCGAUAUACCGAAAGCAUAAGUGCAAAAUCUGCGGAGGAGGAUUCCGUCGCCUGGAAAACUUGAAGAGACAUUUUAUAAGUGUUCAUACCUCAGAGAAGCCCUAUGUCUGUAAGGUCUGUGGAAAGGGGUUCUCUCGACCCGACAAUUUGGUGGAUCAUAUGAAAAUUCACACGGUUUCGGCUUGA